AUGGCACCACGCCUGGCGUGCAGCUCACCCCGAGCUCUGUCAAGGUCAAUUUGCGCGAACAGAUGGAUUGCGACAAAGAGCUUCGGUGACGCGCCUUUCGCCCAUACCUGGCUCACAAAAACACCAGAAACAAUUACGACAGACGAUAUCCUGUCAAGCCUUUCUUUCUCGCCCGCCAAAGACACCACUCCCCUUCUCCUUGUUACUCCCAAAUUCGCACACUGGCUCGACCCGACCGAUGAAUUCCUCCCGAAACUGCUUGGUCGAUUGUAUACCGGCUCGGAUCCUAUAUAUGCCGUUGCAGCUAUCGUCGACAAACUCCCAAACAUAUCCGCAUUUCCCAUGGCACCCUCUCAGACAAGCGCCGCUUUUGAAGGCGCAGAGCCUGAAGGACUGUCUCUACUUGUUGUACCGCAGCUCAAUGUACAAGGGAAAGCUGCACCUCCUCACGCCGCCGAUCUCUCUACCCAUCAAAUUGGCUUGCGACUUGCGCAUACCAUAUUCGUCAACGGCAAGGAAUCGACGCUGCUUGGAAUGCGCUGGACUUGGGAUAAAACAGCGGGAGAUAAUGGAGCAUUCGCCUUGAACGACUCUGUUGAUUUGACAAACUGUAUUGUCAAGACUUCGUCAUCCGUUGCCGAUAUCCAAUCUACAUUGACAUUGCCGCUUCAUCCUGUCGGCCAGCGACGGAAAGUCAUCUCAAGCAUGGGUAACAUCUUGCGACAAGUAUCGAAAUCCACAGACCCGGAUUCGGUUGCACCUAUGCCCGCCUCCACCGAGUUAGAGAAGGAGCUCCCCCGCUAUAUCUCCGAGAAUAAUAUCGUCGACCAAAGGGUCUCUGUAUGGGCUUUGAUUGAGAAACCCACGGCGACUGUCUCAUGCUCGCAACAUGGCCUCUUGGAAUCUGUUUCUCACGGGGGCAAAUUACAUCGAGUCAUAAGCGGCGGAGGUGGAUGGGGAAAGAAACAAGGACUGCUUUCUCUAGAUCCAGAAAUCGCCUUUCCUGGCACCGCUGGUAAGGUGGAGCUCGAUCAUUUAGAUGAUCUCUUCAGUCACAACACAAGCAAGGUGUCAGACCUGCCGCCGCCUUUCCUAGAUGGUUUGGUUGGAGAUGAUCUCUCGAUACUGUCGCAAGUCGCAACGGAAGGCGACUUCAUCCAGUUCUACGUGUCAACGGAAUCAACACCUUCCCCACAAGAUGAGUCAAGGCAGAACAACGCGCCUUCAGACGCAAUCUCUUACUGUUUUGGAAUAGUGUCUGAUGCCGAACAACUUGAUACGCAUCCAAACGAGAAUAAAGCUCUUGCCUCGCUCCCAAAUACCUUUGGAGCACUCUCAGAGAAAGGGAUCACCUAUUCUCGAUCUAUGCCUAUGGACGAAGAGCAGCAGGAGACAACGGAAUGGGGGUCUGGUCUCCAUACGAAACUUGAUAUACCGGGAUGUCAGGUCAUUCUCAGUCCUGCAGUAGACUCUGAGUGA
This is a messenger RNA of Penicillium cosmopolitanum, 1479 nucleotides long. RefSeq lists its product as uncharacterized. The transcript is spliced from 3 exons. The coding region runs from base 1 to 1479 and encodes 492 amino acids. NCBI's taxonomy places the organism in Eukaryota, Fungi, Ascomycota, Eurotiomycetes, Eurotiales, Aspergillaceae. The record is from RefSeq and is a predicted model, not a curated record.